AUGUCCGAGCCCAAAGAGAAAGAUCCCACCCCUCCCCCAACUCUAUCAACAACCAUAACAACCACCGAAAAGGAUCUAACAACCGCCCUAAUCCUAAUCUCAACCUCCAUCACCGAACAACGCCAAACAACCAGCCGCGCCCUAAUCCACAGCACCCCCUUCAUCUCCACCGUGCUAGGCCUGAUCAUCCCACUGGCCCUAAUAACAGAAUACUACCGACUAGACCGGGUCUCAGCCGCAUUCACAUGCAUCGCCAUCAUCGCCGCAGCGAUGAAAAGCGUCGAGUUUAUCACGGCGGGGUAUCUCGAUGCGGCGAGGGAUAUUGGAUGGGGGUGGCUAUACAGUGCUGACGAUGAAAACGAAGACAAAGAUACAAACAAAGAAAUCAACAUCGUCUUCGUGAGUCAGUGGAAAGAUUCCAUGGUCGGAACGCUUGUAUUGCGCGUUUAUCCCGCACCAACAGGCGAACCCAUUACCCACAAAAGGAAACCACUCAUCCGCGCCUGGACAGUCAAACAGGCAUACCGCCGUAAUGGCGUCGGCCGCUCACUCCUCCGUCUCGCCAUCACGCACUGCCGAUCGAGCGGGUGGGCUGAUCCGGACUUUGCGACCGAUCAUGCGAAUUGCUUGCGCGUCUUGCCGGGUUGGCUUUAUGGGGGGGUUGAAUUUGAGCGAGAGAGUUGCUUGGGAGGUCUUGGGGAGGGAGUUGGGUGCUGA
Penicillium manginii is the source of this 717-nucleotide messenger RNA. Its product is annotated as acetyltransferase GNAT family. The transcript has a single exon. Bases 1 to 717 code for a protein of 238 amino acids. The record is from RefSeq and is a predicted model, not a curated record. Gene Ontology annotation, molecular function: acyltransferase activity, transferring groups other than amino-acyl groups. NCBI's taxonomy places the organism in Eukaryota, Fungi, Ascomycota, Eurotiomycetes, Eurotiales, Aspergillaceae.